This is a messenger RNA of Didymella exigua CBS 183.55, 2071 nucleotides long. RefSeq lists its product as uncharacterized. The transcript is spliced from 4 exons. Bases 44 to 1912 code for a protein of 622 amino acids. The record is from RefSeq and is a predicted model, not a curated record. NCBI's taxonomy places the organism in Eukaryota, Fungi, Ascomycota, Dothideomycetes, Pleosporales, Didymellaceae.
GUGGUCUUCCCCUCCAUCCUCUUCGCCAUCAGUCCCGGCAAGCAUGAAUCAUUCUCUGCUCCAGGGUGGCCCUGCGCGCGGUCACCAAGAUUCAAGGUCAACACAAGAUGUAAGGUCAUCCCAUGACGCACGAAGCAACUACGCCGUCCAGCCUGCGGCCAAUGUAGGCAGCUUCAAGCUGAAGAAGAAAGCUGUCAAAAUUGUGGGCGCCGCUGGUCCAGCACCAAGCGCCCCACGUUCCCAAGCUCCUCCUGCAACGACGGCGUCGAUGCCAUCAAGGGCUGCUUCAAAUUUUCCAACGCUGGGCUCUUCAUCUGCUCCUGGUCUUGGACUGCAACAAGCGGCAGCAAAGGAAAACGAGCCACCGCGACUUCCUCAGCUUGCAGUGAAGCCUAGCCCGCCGAUCUCAGUCGCAACACUUCCUCCUUCAAAUAUUGAGUUGCCUUCUCGUAGUAUUGCUGCAACGGGCUCUCUGGACGACAUGUUUGCGCGUUUGUCAGGUGUAACUCCGUCAAUGCCCUUGAGACUUGCCAAGGAACUCUCGCCUACCGGUCCCGAUAAGUCUUUCUUCGCAUCCGAUGACCGCGCCAACACUGUCGCAGCUGUAGUGCAGACGAAGACCGAGCUUCCUCGACGCGAGACAGCGCCCACUCAGGCGCUGUCUGAGGUCAAGCCAGAAUCCACUGCCAGUUGGCAAGGCGAGAGUCAAGAUGAGCGCGAAGCAGUGUAUCUCCGCAAGGCGGCAACGUACCUGGACACCCUACCUACCCGUCCUGGCGAUAUUGCGCACAUAAUCAAGGCUGUAGCAAACAAGCUGCGUACUGCUUAUGCUCAGAACGUAACUGAGCUCCAGCCCGAGGAGGUGGAAAAGUUGCGAGCUCGCAUUGUGUUUGCCGUGAUGAGCGUCGUCAAUAAGAAGAUCAAGCUCACCUCUGAGCCCCUGGUGACAGACUUCGUAAAGAAGAUUCUGCGUGAGCGCAAAGGCGACUUCUUUCAACUGUGUGCGGCUCUGGUGGAGAGUGGGUACAUUGCACUCAGCGAUUUCAAACACGUCACGGUUCUUUGCCAGACCAUACUCGAUGUGCUCCCUAAGACAGAUAGUGGCUCAGCGGCCGGAAUGACUUCGCUGAAGGCCCCCAGUUUCGAUGACAGCACAAAGCCAGCUGCAUCAACAACUCGCCCCGGACAAAUCCCCGCAGAGUCUGCCAUCAAGGAGAAGCUCCGUCUCCAAGAGAAGACUGACAGGAAGACUAGAUACGACCCACUCGAGGACACGAAGGCUUGGCCAACCCAGGAGAAGCGCGAACACGGCGCCAUUUACCGGGCCUGCGUCCUGAAGGGCGUUGGGGGAGUGAAAUCCCUGAACCAGCUUCAGGCUCUUGUGUGGGGCGGUAGGCUUGAGUCCAUUCAGCUGCCAGAGCCUGGAUCAGAGCACGCUCUUGUCAAGUUCCUUACCCCCGAAGCCUGCCAGACCUACCUCGAUGCUACAGAGAACGGCAUUGAGGUGCAGGGCGCUGAGAAGAAGGCUAUCAUCUUUGUGGACAAGCAACCGGGUCCGAACUCUAUCAAUGAUGUGAUCCAGAAUUGCAUCGAGGGUGAUGCAUCCCGCUGCGUUCGCGCUACCGGUGCCGACGAUGACUGGGCAGCUGGCGCAUUGUUCAAGCUUGCGCGUGGCAAGCAAUCGAUCCCUAGGGAUGUCGAUUGUAUCAAGCAGGGCAAGACUGCAAGAGAACACCACUACAUCGAGUUCCGCUUCGGUAACAUCUACCAUGCGCUUAAUUUCAAGCGCUACCUCAUGGACGACGAUGAGUGGAAGCAUUGCUCAAUCGGAUACGCUGAGGACCCGUGCCAGCUUGCAAGUGGUGUGCACUACAAGGACGCGGAUGAGGAAGGUGGUGGUUUCCUCGCCUGAAUAUGUGCGCCUGCAACAAGCGGCGGUCAGAGAACAAGGGCUACAAAGAUGAUUCGCGAUAUUACAGUGUAUUUGAGGGAUGCAGCUUUCAUUUGUUGGAGCACCAACUAAACCUCAACAUGCUGCCCAGCACAGUCUAGCUAGAAAGGUAACAAUGAG